Seminavis robusta is the source of this 381-nucleotide messenger RNA. Lineage: Eukaryota; Bacillariophyta; Bacillariophyceae; Naviculales; Naviculaceae. The record is from the annotation of a GenBank genome assembly.
AUGAUGCGCAUUUCGUUCCUCUCCAUGCUCCUUGCAGUCUUGAUUGUCAUGGCGUCUGCUUCCCACCACGAUGAAGCCGGUCGUGCGCUUCGCACCCCUGCUUCCCACCAGCACAAGAACAAGCAUGAGACUCGCAAACUUGAAGAAAGUGGAGACAGUGGAGACAGUGGAGACGGUGAAGGUGAAAGUGGUGAUGAUGCUGAUGAUACUGACGAUGAGGACUGCUAUGAUGCGUGCUGGGGUGACGCUACUGACGAAGACAUUGGGGCCUGGACUGAGGACCAAUGGAUUGAAUGGGAGACAUGUGCUGAUUCCGCCUGUGAUUGCGCCGAUGACGAAUGCGCAGCUGAUCCGGAUUGUGUGGAGGCUACCUGCAAUUAG